This is a messenger RNA of Pan troglodytes (chimpanzee), 3556 nucleotides long. Its product is annotated as serine/arginine-rich splicing factor 8-like. The transcript has 2 exons. Gene Ontology annotation, molecular function: RNA binding. The record is from RefSeq and is a predicted model, not a curated record. The coding region runs from base 2183 to 3022 and encodes 279 amino acids. NCBI's taxonomy places the organism in Eukaryota, Metazoa, Chordata, Mammalia, Primates, Hominidae.
UAGUUGGUUGAAUUCACUGAUGCUGAGCCCAGAGGUUACAGAAGGCUGCCUGUAUUCUACGACGAGGGAUCCAUUCACAGAUAAGAGGACACAUGAGCUCCAGUAUACAUGUCCAAGCGUGUUCUGAGCAACACCGUAAGAGGCCAAAGUGGAAACAAUCCAAAUGCCAUCAACAGCAGAAACAUUUAUACUAUUGGACACCUUACAGCAGGCAACAGGACCAAGUACAGAUACACAGAACAACAUAGAUGAGGGAAAUAAAACAAACAAAAAAACCAUUAAACUGCAUAAAGCACAAUUCUAUUUAUAUAAGGUUAUAUAACAUUUUCAAAAUGAGCAACAUUUUAGUAAAUUUAUUUAGAAUUCUUCUGCAGAGGGGUUUUGUCUCUUCUCUCCAAUUUGUUAAAUUUACUCAUUUAUUCAUAACAGCAUGAACUCGCAGGUAUUUAUUUUAUUCUUUGGAUUAUAAUUAAAUAAUAUUUUAGUUAUUCUGUUGCUUAACUUGUUUAAGAUUUGGCCAUUGGGAGCUGUUUUCAUUGGUUCUUGUGCUCUUCUAAUAUAACCCCAUAAAUGUUCUAACAUAACCUCAUCAAUACUUUUGUUUGUUUUGUGUUUACCACAUUAUUAUUUUCCAACAUUCCAAGAUGGCUAUAGGCUCUUUCUAUAUUUCCUGCACAGGUCUAGAAACUUUAUUUCUUCAUAAGUAUUGCCACACCUUUUUUUUUUUUAACAUUAUCAGAUUGCAGUAUUAUUAAUCAUCUUUAGUCUAGAUUGCCUUUUGUUUAUAAUUCUAUCAUUGUUUUAAUAUUUUAUGUUAUUUGUUUUUACUUACUAAUUGCUGGAUUUCAACACAAAGAUUUAUAGGUUUUUAGAAAAUAUGGAUAUUAAUUUUCAAAUAAAUAUAGUCAGAUUCAGUUUUUAAAUUUUUGACCUUUAAUUUUAUUUCAACAAGGUCAAGAUUAUGCUCAAUUUAUUAACUUAUGGAAUUGUAACUGAUAUUUAUUUGUAGCUGCACUGGGAAAUUUUUGUAAAUGUGUUCUACGUAUUGAAAAGCAUUUUCCAUUUGGUUUUUGGUAGUUGCAGGUUACAAUGAUCACAGUUGUUAAGUUUGUUUGGCAAAUUCUAUAGCUUUUUUUUUUGACAAAGUCUCGCUAUCCACCAGGCUGGAGUGCAGUGGCGCCAUGUUGGCUCACUGCAACCCCCACCCCCAGGGUUCAAGCGAUUCUCCUGUCUCAGCCUCCCCAGUAGCUGGGAUUACAGGUGCCCUCAAGCACACUCGGCUAAUUUUCUGUAUUUUUAGUAGAGAAGGGGUUUCACCAUAUUGGCCAGGCUGGUCUCGAACUCCCGACCCCAGGUGAUCCACCCGCCUUGGCCUCCCAAAAUGCUGGGAUUACAAAGUGCUUGGCCUCCCAAAGUGCUGGGUGAGCUACCGCGCCCAGCCAAAUUAUAUAGGAUUCCUAACUUUGUUCUCUGCACUAUUGGUUUCGAUUAAAAUGUUGUUACAUUUAAAAAAAAAACCAACAUCUCCUAUGAUGAUUGCAGACUUUUCAGUUUUACCAUCUAAGUCUGAAUCUUGGCUCUCUAUGGUCAGUGCCAUGUGGUUAGGUGCAUAAAGUUCAUUACUGUAAUAUUGUAAUAUUUUCCUAUGAAAUUUCUUUUCAUUAACUAUAAAAUGUGCUUCUUUGAUCCUAUCAAUACACUGGAUAUUAAUAUUGCUACUCUAGGUUUCUUUUGUUUAAUAUUUGUGUGGAUUGCCUGUUCCCAUAAAUUGACUUUUAAUCACUUAGCGUUGUUCUAAGAUUGAUUUAAAAUGUAGAAUAAAAGGGAAGGUUAUGGGAGGGUGGGACGUCUAAUGUAAACCAAGCCCAGUGAUUACAUUGGCUGGGCGCUGAUUAGGUUAGGAUGUUGCCCAGGUAUAAAGCCAGGAUCUUCGGGACCUGGCUUCAUUUGGAGUUCAGCUACCAAGAGGAAACCUUCCUCUGGGUCCUGGAGUAUUUGGCCUGAAAUUGGGAAUUUGGGAAUUGCUGCUCUAGAGCGCUCCCUGCGGAGCUCGGCCGCCCGCCUCUCCCCCAGGUCUCUCCCGGCGUCCCCACGCGGGGCGCAACCGCAAGAGAGGAACGCAGGUCGCCCCACCAGCGCCCAGCGCAGCGCCAGUUUCCAGGCCCGGGCUGCUCUCGGAGCCAUGAGCUGCGGCCGCCCCCCUCCCGACGUGGAUGGCAUGAUCACCCUCAAGGUGGACAACCUGACCUACCGCACCUCUCCCGACAGCUUGAGGCGCGUGUUCGAGAAGUACGGGCGCGUGGGCGACGUGUACAUCCCGCUGGAGCCCCACACCAAGGCGCCCCGAGGCUUCGCCUUCGUCCGCUUUCACGACCGGAGCGACGCGCAAGACGCCGAGGCCGCCAUGGACGGGGCGGUGCUGGACGAACGCGAGCUGCGUGUGCGGAUGGCGCGCUAUGGCCGCCGGGACCUGCCUCGCAGCAGCCAGGAAGAGCCACGCGGCAGGUCCUGGGGCGGCCGCUACGGACGGCGGAGCCGCAGCCCCAGGGGGCGACACCGCAGCCAAUCCCGGGGUCCCAGCUACUCUAGGUCCCGCAGCAGAUCUCACUAUGGGGGGUCUCGCUAUAGCCUGUCUACCUACAGGAGAUCUCGCUACAGGAGAUCUCGCUACGGCCGAUCUCCCUACAGUCGAUCUUACAGCCGGCAUCACUACAGCCGAUCUCCCUACAGGGAAUCUCGCUACAGGAGGUCUCCCUACAUCCGGUCUUCCCGCAGCAGGUCUCCCUACCGCCGCUCUCACUUGAAGUCUGGGUCUCACUCUGCAUCUCCAUCAACCUCCAAAUCCAGCUCUCCGCGAAGAUCCAAGUCCUCCUCCAUCUCCAGAUCUUGCUCACGGUCCAGGUCUAGAUCUACGUCCGGGAGUCCUCCCCCCCCCCCAUCCAAGAGGGAAUCCAAGUCCAGGUCGCGAUCCAAGAGUCCUCCCAAGUCUCCUGAAGGGGAAAAAGGACAAGUGCCCUCCUAGGAAAAUGAUCAUCAGCUAACGCGUGAUGGAGGACUUGGGGAAAAGGACUCCAUACUCAGUCCAUGGAAGCAGAGUCACUGGAAGAAGCGACUGCCUAAUGAAACGGCCCGGCUGCAUAGCAGUUGAGUGAUGCUGGUUAGCUGUUAAGGUGGCCUGUUGCAGUGCAGAGUGCUGAGCUGUUUCCUGUUUUCUUCUGAUUGCUCCUGAAAAAAGAAGCCCUGUCCUGAAGAACAAAUGGCUGUUCAGUUUAUUAAAAUGCCUGUCAACUGCCCUUCCAGUCACCCGGGCCUGGAAGAGAAAUAAUAGAGCAUGCAGUGAGCACAUCGAGCUGAUAUGAUAAUCACACCUCUUCCCCCUCCCUAUUCUGUUAAAUGGCAAAUCUGAUCAUGUCAACAUACAUGAACUUAAAAUAUGGGGAAUGUUAUGGAAGAAAUGGUUUGUAACUGUAGGUACUUAUAACAUGGUGUAUGUUUUUGAUUAUGAAUAUUUCUUACUGUAACCAUGUUUCUAUCAUUGAAUUAAAAUGUUUUCUUG